AUGACAGUUGACACUCGUAGGUACAACACAGCAUAUUGGCUGUUUAUCAUAGUUUUCCAGUAUGACAAGAAACCAGAAUACAAUAACCAACUUCUGAGAGCAACAAAUUUAUUGAUAACUGCUGUUAGGUUCAUGAACUCACUAAGAGAUCAGAUUUUAGAACCUGAGGUUUUUCAUCUUCAGCCCAAGAAAAGUAAUACACCUUUGUUUAGAAAGGUCACCGGAUUUCUACCAGAAUCUCUAUCAUGGUAUGGAGCAUAUUUAUUUAAGGCAUUUCCACUAGACAUGAGCCAGUUCAGUGGGCUUUUUGGUGCGACUCGCAUACCGUUACCAAAUAAAGAUAAGAUUAUUAGAGACCCAACAAGUAGACACAUUCUAGUGCAGAGAAAUGGAAGUUUUUAUAUCUUUGAUGUAUUGGAUAAAGAUGGAAAUUUGUUACCACCAUCUGAAAUGCUUGGAAAUUUAUCACAAAUUGUUAAUGACAAUUCACAGAAAUCUCAAUAUCAUUUGGGAGUAUUAACUUGUCAGAAUCGUGAUAAGUGGGCAAUGCAAAGACGGUACUUAGAAGAGAAUGGUAAUAAGGAAGCUUUACACAAAAUAGACUCUGCUAUUUUUAACCUUAUUCUUGACGAUGAAAACAUAAAAGAUGAUAAGCAUAAACUUUUAAAACAUUUCUUGCAUGGAGAUGGCCUGAACAGAUGGUUUGACAAAUCAUUCAGUCUGAUUGUGACACAAGAUGGUUGCUCAGGAGUAAAUUUUGAACACUCCUGGGGUGAUGGUGUUGCAGUGUUAAGAUUCUUUCAAGAGCUUUACACAGAAACUACUACCAAGCCUUUUGUUCACCCAGAUAGCAAACCUAUAAAUAAUAAUAUAACUGUUAAAAAACUUGAGUUUCAACUUGAUGAUAAAGCCAUUCAGUUUAUAGAAAAUGCUAAGAGAGAAUAUAAGGAAUGGUGUGACUCAUUGAGCAUAGAUUAUAUACUUUAUGAAGGUCUUAACAAGGAGGCAUGUAAGAAAUUAAAAGUCAGCCCUGAUUGCAUAAUGCAGCUAGGAUUUCAGGCAGCUUAUCACCUGCUUCACGGAAAAUAUGUUGGUACUUACGAGUCGUGCAGUACGUCGGCAUUUAAACACGGUAGAACUGAAACUAUGCGGCCUUGCACCGAAAAAACCAAGCUAUUCUGUGACUCGCUACACUCGAACAACCUUUCAAAGGGGGAGCUGCGUUCGAUUAUGCAAGAGUGUUCAGCAUACCACACGGAACUAGUUAAGCAGGCGUCGAUGGGCCAGGGCUUCGAUCGCCAUCUGUUCGCCCUGAUGAAAGUAGCCGAGGAGAACAAUAUGAGUCGUCCAGAGUUUUACGAUUCCUACGAAUAUAAGUAUCUGAAUAAAUCUGUGCUUAGCACUAGCACUCUGUCAGCUCCCAGCGUGAUGGCCGGAGGAUUUGGUCCCGUCGCCAAGGAAGGCUUCGGUAUCGGACAGCGGAGCUGGCCUGGAUUUUCGUCUGGGGACUCCUCAACCGCUCGCUUCGCUCUUCUCGCUCAAUUCGAGUCUCCCAAUGAGGCCUUUGUCCACAAGACCACAAAACCAGCCGAAACAAUACUCCGCAUUUCC
This is a messenger RNA of Iphiclides podalirius (scarce swallowtail), 1611 nucleotides long. Lineage: Eukaryota; Metazoa; Arthropoda; Insecta; Lepidoptera; Papilionidae. The record is from the annotation of a GenBank genome assembly.